Molecule: messenger RNA, 5140 nt
Organism: Enhydra lutris kenyoni (northern sea otter)
Lineage: Eukaryota; Metazoa; Chordata; Mammalia; Carnivora; Mustelidae
Product: cilia and flagella associated protein 43
Exons: 38
Coding region: 1-5013 (1670 amino acids)
Biological process (GO): cilium assembly; sperm axoneme assembly
Cellular component (GO): axoneme
Molecular function (GO): protein binding
Source: RefSeq, a predicted model, not a curated record
AUGUCGCAAGGCCGGGAGCGAGAAGAGAACGUCUACAUCACCGCCGGCGCGUCCCUGUCUGUGAGAUGGGUCCAAGGAUUCCCUAAGCAGAAUGUUCAUUUUAUCAACAAGAGCACCAUCUGCUACCCUUGUGGGAAUUUUGUAAUAUUUAUUAAUAUCGAAACCAAGAAAAAGACUGUACUCCAGUGUAUGAAUGGAGUUGUGGGUGUCGUGGCAACUAACGUUCCUUAUGAAGUUGUGGCUUUUUCUGACCGGAGGCUCAAACCUAUCAUCUACAUAUACAACUUUCCUGGAUUGACCAGAAGGAACAAAUUAAAAGGCAAUGUUCUUCUAGACUACACUUUACUUUCAUUCAGUUACUGUGGCACCUACCUGGCUAGUUACUCCUCUCUCCCAGAAUUUGAACUGGCCCUUUGGAACUGGGAAGCAGGUGUCAUUUUGUGCAAGAAGUCACAACCUGGUGUGGAUGUAAGCCAGAUGACUUUUAACCCUAUGAACUGGCGCCAGCUGUGCUUAUCAAGUCCAAGUGCAGUGACUGUGUGGACCAUUGAAAGAUGUAACGAGGAGCAUCAUCUCAAAGCGAAGUCAGUAAGACUUCCUACGGAAGAUGGGUCAUUUUGUAAUGAAACCGAUGUAAUUUUCCCCACCUCAUUGCCCAAGGAUCUUAUCUAUGGACCUGUGCUCCCACUGUCAGCCAUUGCUGGGCUAGUAGGAGAAGAGGCAGAAACUUUCAGGCCUAAAGAUGAUCUAUAUCCUUUGCUUCACCCAUCUAUGCAUUGCUGGACUCCAACAAGUGAAAUAUAUGUUGGCUGUGAAGAGGGUCAUCUUUUAAUGAUUAAUGGAGAAACCUUGAAGGUGACUUUACUUAAUAAGGUAGAAGACACAGUACCAAAGGAGGGAAGAAAUCUUAUCAGUCCAGUCACCAUGGUAUAUCAGAAGGGAGGCAUGCUGAUUUCUGGAAUUGAUGGCUUUGUGUAUUCUUUUAUUAUUAAAGAUUUAACUUACAAAGUAGAGGAUUUUCUAGAGAUUGAAGAGCCUGUGGUACAUAUGAUGUUUUCUCCAAAUUACCGCAUGUUGCUGAUUCAAACAGUCAAGGGAUCUGUUUAUAUUUACACUCCUGGUGAGAAGCCGACAUUUGAUAAAGUCCUAGAGGCUUGUGAUGGGAAAUUUCAGGCAAUUGACUUUAUCCCACCCAGAAAUGAAUACUGCAUGACACUCACCCAUUCAGGGGAAGUUUGUGUUUGGUAUACAGAAGAUGGUACUUGUGCUAGCAGGAUUUAUCUGAAUACCCCAGCAACAGUGCUGGCUUGCUCUCCUUCCUCCCUCUCUGCCGCCGUGGGCACCACGGGGGGCUCCAUCCACUUCCUCGAUGUCAGGGAUGCUGAGGCGCCUCAGGCUGUUCACAAGGCCUUCCCCUCUGAAUGGUCUGUGCAACACCUCCUUUAUGACCAGCAAGGGAUCUAUCUAUUAGCUGGAACAUCAGAGGGCUACAUCUUUGUUAUCAAUGCCAAUCCAUCAAGCUCAUUUCAGAUCCUUGGAUUUGUAGAGGUGAGCAAAGACAUUUUACAAAUAUCCACAGUGUCUCUUUUGGAAACAGACAUAGUAGAAGUGAUGGUGCUUUCCCCACUUCCAGAAACAGGAAGAAGCAGAUUGGAAAUAUUUACUCUGCCUAAAAUACUACCACGAGUUUCUGCGAGCUUUACUGAUGAAAGAGGGAGGCUGAAAGAUGAGCUCAUUCAUAGGUUCCAGUAUGAGACAGAACACAGCCUGUCCUCCGCCGUGCUGGACUUUCAAAGUCAACAAAUAUAUGGCUUCUGUAACCAAGUGUCGUACAUCUGCAGCUACCUUCUUCCUGAAAAAGUACACAGUGGUAUUUGCAUUCUUAAGCCAUACCAAAAAGUGCAAAGCAAACACUAUGGACCCGGAAUGCUCUCUCUGUCUUCACAUGGGUUGUGGCUCAUAACAAUAGCUAAAGGUGGAAUUCUGUGUAUCCGAGAUGUUCAUACUUUGGAAACGUUUGCUCGAAGUCGGAGUCAUUCUCACCAGGGGCAUGGUAUUCAAUCAGUGAGAAUUUCAAUGGAUGGACAAAACAUUCUGGUGAAUGGGAGAGAUGAUGGCACCCUUGUUUACCUAAAAUGGAGGCGGCUUGGAGGAAACCUAGCCAGUGACAUUAUCCAUUAUUCCCAGAAACUUUCAAUUUCUCUGAGCAACACCAUGAAUGAGGAGAAUGAAUAUUUAAGUAUACAACAAGGAGAGUCCUUGAAUUUGGAAUCAAAAUCUGAACAUACAAUAAAUGAAAAUAUGAAGCCAAGCGUUGAUUCGUCACAGGAGGAAUUAGUCCAAGUUGAUAACAUAAAGGAAAUUCCCUGGAUACAACAAAAAAGCGAAGAGGCCAUCAAAAAUGAGGUGAAACUGUUUUCCAGAAAAAGGAAAGAGAUAAAAACAGGAAUCAAAGCACUUGCUAAAACUGUUCUGGCUAUGAUGGAAGAAAAUGAAACAGUAGAUAAUAUUGCAAAAUUAGACCAAAAGGAAUUUGGCCUAGAUCUUGAAGAACUGGAAAGGCUUCAUGAUGAAAAUGAGGAAGAAGUGGCAAAGAUAAGAAAGGAUGCAGAGAUGCAAAACCUCGCCAAGGCCUAUCUGUCUGAACUUAUUAAAGAAGAAUGCUGGAAUUCGAUGGCUGUGAAAGGUCGAGCUCUUAAGUGCUUUCACCUGCCCUACGUGGUUGAGAACUUUCCAAUGAAAGAGCGCACGGAAGAAGAGUUGAAAGAAUUAAAGAGAGUUUUGUGGCAAAAGAAGAUUGAAACAGAAUGUCUUAAAGUACGGAAAGAAAUUAUAGAGGUGCAGUCUGCAAUUACCUUGGCUAAAAAGCAUCAUGAAGAGGAGGAUGAAGAAGAAGAAGAAGAAGAAGAAGUGGCAGUAAAAAAUCCCAACUUGCCCAAUUACCUGCUUGGCAGUCUGAGUACUGAUUUUGGCGUACAAGCCUCUUUCUUGUCAAGCCAAUUGGAACUUCAUUCCAGAGAGGAGAAAAUCAACCAAAUUAUAUUACUGAAAGAUGUCAUUUACAAGGUAAAAACUGCUUUCAACCGUGAGUUUGAUGCUGCAUAUAAACAAAAAGAGUUCGAAGUUGCACGUGUGAAGGAAAGAAAUAUAAGAAUUCAAGAAAUUAUUUUAGAUCUGGACUUGGAAGAAGUGAUCUGGCAACCAGAAUUUGAUGAUUGUGAGAAGCCAGAGAGAACUCUCGUUGUGGAAAACAAAGAGAUUACAGCUCAGAAAUUUAUUAAUCCAUGGCUGAAAGCCAAAACAGAAUUGACCGUGACCCAUGAAAUGGAGCAAUGGCUUCAGAAACGGGGCCCCAACACAAGGCACCGAGCCCUGAUGGACAUGAUGGGAGGAGUUCUGGAAGUCAAGAAGGAAGAUAUUUUGAGAAUGGUGAUUCCUCAACCUGCUUUCAUGGCAAAACCUGAUGCUCUGUGGUCUGAAGAAGAGAGGAAACAAUUCAAAGACUAUGAGAAGAAAGUCAAAGAGUUAAAUGAAGAAAGAGAUAAGUACAGAAAGUCAUUGGAGGCAGAAAUGAAGAAACUUCAAAACUCUAUUCAAGAAAGCACACAGAAUUUUGAUGAACAUUUGAAAAGACUCUUUGAAAGGAGAGUGAAGGCAGAGAUGGUUGUCAACCAGGAGGAACUGAAAAUUAAUAAUCUUGUAUUUUCUUUACUGUUGGAUGAAGAAAUAAGCUCCAGAGAAGCAUUCCUAAACAACUACCUUACAAGGAAGCAGGAGGAGAAAAACCAGACUUCAGAGGCCAUCCAGAAAGCCAGAGAAGACCUUGAUGUGUACAAGGAACACUAUGACAACUUGUUGGCAGAAGACAAAGUUCUGGAUCGCAGCUUUAAAAAAGAAUUUUCUGAAAUUCCCAGCCAUCAGGUGGAUACACUCUACAAACUUUUCAAACGCCGGCCAAGGAUUCACAAACAAAAAAUGCAUUCAGAUACGGCCGGUAUUGUGCCUUUUGGAGAGCGACCAGAAUCUGGGAAAUUGAAUAAGGAUGCAUUUGUCCAGUUAAUGAAAGCCAUGGAUGACUUGGACAAUAUUAAUAACAUGCCCGAAGGCUUGGACCCCUCAGUCUGGGAUCAUUUCUGCGUGACCAGACGAGCGAAAGUGGAAAAUGAACAGAAAGUAAAGCAGAAAGCUGCUGGCUUAAUGGAAAUGAUAACUUUCCUCCGGAGGAGAACAGAGGAUGAUGAGAAGUUGCAACAGGAAAUUGAAAAAGUGUUCCAUGAACAGAUGGUAUUACAGGAAGAAAAAGUGAGAUUCCAGUUGAAUUUGACAAUCCAAGUUCUCCUUAAACAAGGACAAGUGGAGCUGGAAAAUUUUCAGUUAAUGCUGGAGUAUCCUGAUGCAAUUCUUAUCAGCAAGAGCAUAAUUGAAGACUUGAAUUCUGUGAUUCGGACUCAAGGACAAAAGAAAGUUGCUAGCAUGAUGGAAAGUAAAGAUGUCCACAAAGGAAUAUUUCAAAUUGAGUGGGAACAUAGGAAAAUGGAGAUGGAAAUGGAAGAUCUAAAUCAGAAGGCUUGGGAUAUUCAGAUGCUGUUUUUUUCAAGAGAUCGUCAAAAGUACCUAAAUGAACCAAACUAUGAGACUCUGAUUGCCAUUCAGAUUGGAAUAAUGGAGCAAACCAUUGCUGUUUUAGAGAAGACCCACAAAAAGAAUGUGGAAAAUUGCAAAAAACUACUAAAAAAACUGGGAAGGUACAGCAAUCAAAAAGAUGUAGCAAAUUAUACUCUAAGCUGCAAUUUACGAGAAGAAUUGGUGGCUCUCUCAGAGAGAAAAGACAUCUGUAAUGCAAUAGGGUCUAAACUGACUUGUGAAAAGAUUGCCAAAGAACGAUAUGAAAACAUGAUGCAACACCAAAAGCUAACAAAAAUUGCAAAACAACAAGCUGAACAGAUUUCAAUACUGCAGGCUGAAGUUGAACGAUUAAGGAUGAAAACAUUUCCUGCUCUUGUUCAAAUAUAAAAAUGCUGGUGGGAAACACAAGGCAAUCAGUCAUUUAAAAAAUAAUUUCAUUUUAUUAAAAUGAUUUCUUUUUCUCCCAUAUCAGGAAAUUUAAGUAGAGCUGCUUCUUAGUUGCAUAUUUUUAAUA